GCCCCUUUUAAGGCGCCACUGCCCCAGUGGCCACGUGUUCCACCAAUUGACCGGCCAGCUGCCACCCACACCCGCUGUACCUCUCGCCAUGCAGAAGGUCCUUGUCCUUGUGCUCGUCGCCCUUGCCAUGGCCUAUGCUGCUCCUGACCCCCGAGGACUCUUUUUCAACCUGGACGACGGCGAGCUCUGCCUGAACAGUGGCCAGUGCAAGAGCCAGUGCUGCCAGCAAGACACCCUCCUGGCCCUGGCCCGCUGCACCCGCAAGGCCAGUGAGAACAGCAGCUGCUCCCCCGAGACCAUCUAUGGAGUUUACUAUGUGUGUCCCUGUGAACGGGGCUUGACCUGUGACGGGGACAAGACCAUCAUUGGCUCCAUCACCAACACCAACUAUGGCAUCUGCCAGGACCCCAAGGAUAAGAAAUGAGGCCACCACCCUGCCAGCCCCAGCCCCGGCCAGCUCCCCUCCUCACACCCUCCCCGACUGGCCGCCACCUUGGCCAGCACCUGUGUCACCUAGCUGGGCUCUCCACUAUUAAAGUCACCUGCAACUCCCA
Molecule: messenger RNA, 554 nt
Organism: Cavia porcellus (domestic guinea pig)
Lineage: Eukaryota; Metazoa; Chordata; Mammalia; Rodentia; Caviidae
Gene: Clps
Product: colipase
Exons: 3
Coding region: 89-424 (111 amino acids)
Biological process (GO): lipid catabolic process; positive regulation of catalytic activity; digestion
Cellular component (GO): extracellular region
Molecular function (GO): lipase binding; enzyme activator activity
Source: RefSeq, a predicted model, not a curated record